Molecule: messenger RNA, 204 nt
Organism: Symbiodinium necroappetens
Lineage: Eukaryota; Dinophyceae; Suessiales; Symbiodiniaceae
Source: the annotation of a GenBank genome assembly
AUGGCGCGCCCCGGCGGCCAGGGACCACCCAGGGACUUCGAGGCUUUGAUCCCGGCCCCAGACAUCGGCUUUUGGCAGGAGCUUAGUCGCCGAAAGCUGGAUGUAUGGCGUCUGGACUCCUCGAACGUCCCGCUCACAGCCUACUUUGAGGCUUCCCAAGCAGCCGGUGUACCGGCGAAGUGCUACUUCCAGAAGGAUGCCUUC